UCUUAGAGUAGCCACCAAUCACAAUUAAUCCUCUUCAUCCAAUCAUGGCUAGUUUUCCGGUUUUCACGUCUUACAUUGUUUUGGCACUAGCAAUUAGCAGUUUCAAUUUGAAGGGGGCAGAGGCAGCUCGUGCCUUCUUUGUGUUUGGUGAUUCUCUCGUUGAUAAUGGCAACAACAACUACUUAAUCACCACAGCUCGUGCAGAUGCUCCACCUUAUGGCAUUGAUUAUCCAACUCGCAGACCCACUGGCCGUUUUUCUAAUGGCCUCAACAUUCCUGAUUUUAUCAGUCAAGAACUUGGGUCAGAGUCCACGUUGCCAUAUUUAAGUCCUGAUCUAGACGGGGAAAAAUUGCUUGUUGGUGCCAACUUUGCUUCUGCUGGCAUUGGAGUCCUCAAUGACACUGGAGUCCAAUUUGUAAACAUCAUCAGAAUGUCAAGACAAAUAGAAUACUUCGAAGAAUAUCAACGAAGAGUAAGUGGCCUUAUCGGAGAUGAGAAAACAAGGCAAUUAGUAAAUGGAGCACUAGUGCUUAUCACUUGUGGAGGUAACGAUUUUGUGAAUAACUACUACUUGGUGCCUAACUCUGCUAGAUCCCGCCAAUUUGCUUUACCAGAUUAUGUCAACUAUGUGAUCUCUGAGUACAGUAAGAUUCUACGGAGGCUAUAUGAUGUUGGAGCACGUAGGGUGUUGGUGACAGGAACUGGUCCACUGGGUUGUGUUCCAGCGGAAUUAGCCCUGAGAGGCAGAAAUGGUGAAUGCUCAGAGGAGCUACAGAAGGCCUCGUCCUUGUUCAAUCCACAGCUUGUUGAGAUGACUCGACAACUCAAUGAGGAAGUUGGUUCGGAUGUCUUCAUUGCAGUCAACACACAACUCGUGCACGAUGAUUUCGUCACUGAUCCACAAGCAUUUGGAUUUGUUACGUCAAAAGUAGCAUGUUGCGGUCAAGGACCCUUUAAUGGUAUCGGACUGUGCACGGUGGCAUCCAACUUAUGUCCAAACCGUGACGCUUAUGCGUUUUGGGAUCCAUUCCAUCCAUCGGAAAGGGCUAACAAGUUCAUUGUUCAGAAGAUUAUGUCAGGAACCACAAAGUACAUUCACCCCAUGAAUCUCAGCACCAUUUUGGCCUUGGAUUCCAAGAAUAUAUAGCUACUCCCAUACACUACAGUUACAGAAAAAGCUAGCUGCGUUAAAUUUGUGUGAUAUUUCCGUAUUGGAAUGUCCAGAAAAAUAAAUUUGGAGCCAAAUUAAUGAACGAUUAGUUCCUACAUAUAUCACCUAAUGAACUAAUAAACAUGUUCUGGUCGAUCCAA
Cajanus cajan (pigeon pea) is the source of this 1312-nucleotide messenger RNA. Its product is annotated as GDSL esterase/lipase At5g33370-like. Gene Ontology annotation, molecular function: hydrolase activity, acting on ester bonds. Lineage: Eukaryota; Viridiplantae; Streptophyta; Magnoliopsida; Fabales; Fabaceae. The record is from RefSeq and is a predicted model, not a curated record.